Frieseomelitta varia is the source of this 2182-nucleotide messenger RNA. It is a transcript of the gene tsl, whose product is annotated as torso-like protein. NCBI's taxonomy places the organism in Eukaryota, Metazoa, Arthropoda, Insecta, Hymenoptera, Apidae. The coding region runs from base 830 to 1861 and encodes 343 amino acids. The transcript has 4 exons. The record is from RefSeq and is a predicted model, not a curated record.
CACAGCAAGUAGAUACAAAAUAGCGGCCGCAGUCGUGAAGGCUCGCUGCUCACGGUGAGAUCGUGGUCCGUCGGGAUCGGUGAGCGAAGAAUUGUGUUGAUCGUGAUCGAUCGAUCGAUCGAUCGUUGCCGGUGGUGAACGCGGUAACAAGGAAAAGAAGAGAACGAAGAGAACACAUGAGCCACGCAUCGUUCAGGAUCAGAACACGACGGAGAAAGAGAGAGAGAGAGAGAAAAUCGUGAUCUCUCAUUUCUUAUCGAUCGACUCAUCGAUUACCUUCGAAGAUUCGCGGUAUCGACCGAUAAGUGCGUUACAACGAUUGAUCCAACGCGCGGGAAAUAAAAGGCCGCGAAAACUACCGGUGUGAUUCUGCGCAAUGAUGACUCCCCGUCCGCGUGCAAGUCGUUAGUAUUUCUAACGAAUUGGAUACACAAGCGUGAAGAAAGUAACAGGAAAAUUGGUUUGAGCUUGGGAAUUUAAGUGACACUGAGUGGACAAAUUUGGCCGUUGAUGUGGUACACGAUCAAAGUAAGGUUAAGCGGAUGUUUGUCAUUUGAUACUGGCGGUAGAAUAACUCCGAUUGUAAGAAGAGUGUGUUUGAAAGAAACGCAGUAGUGAUUUAGUGAGGAACGACGAGCCUCGUUGAGAGAAAUGCUGAUACGUUUUGCUGCUGGUUCUACGUAGCUGCGAUAACAUUGGAAGAGUAACAACGAACAGGGAGAGAUGGAGAAUCCUUGAGACGUUCAGGAAUACUCCUCUAGAACUCUGUUGCGUCUCGAGAGGACAAGAUAACGCCGAAAGGUGGUUUCGCCGUAGGCAGCCGCGAGAGAUGUGGUCGCGCACGCGAUUCUUGCUCCUGGCGUGGACGAUCGUGCUGUUGGCUGGUGCACGGCUCAGCAACGGAUCGCAGAGGCCGCGUCUCGGCGGCGCCGUCAACAUCUUCAGCCGUUACGGCUACCUCAGCAUUAGCAUGAGAGUGGUCCCCAGAAACGACACGGACACGUGGAUCUUCCGAGAGCCGACACUGGACGUUUUCAGGAAUCCGACACCGGUGGUCGUUAAACAACGGCAACAGGCGGCGGUGUUCGACGGAGACUUCCACAUGGAGUUCUGCGACAACGUCCGACAACUAUUGCAGGCCUAUUUCCGGGACUUCACGUUCGAACGGCUGGAGAGACCGUGGCGAGCUUUCAGCGGCAGCUGGUCCAAGGCGGCCAUUGCUCGCCACUUGGGCAUCAACUCGUCCUUCAUCACCGGUGAACAUUGUUACGUGCUGGUGCGUGUUGCCAGGUUCCGCGAGAAUCAGAAACUGGCCAGUGCCGCGGACUCGAUGAUUCUGGACGAGGCUGUGCUCCGGGAAACGGAGAACGUCACGAUUGGAGAUACGGCCAGCGUCGUUCGAUUCAUCAAACACUUUGGAUCGCACUACAUCGCUGCUUACGUCACUGGCAACUCUUUGUAUCAGGUGUUCGUGUACACGCAACAAGCAUACCUGCGCAUCAAAGAGCGGCUGAAGACCCGCGGCGUGGCAGAUUUGUCGAACAUUGAAUUGAGCAACUAUUUUUCACCGUGGUACGCGGAGCACAUGGGCUCGAUACAAGCAGCAAGCGGAAAUCGCACCGUCGAGGCUUGGGCGGUGGAACGGCUUCGAAACCAAUACUACAUUUUCUCGUACGCCAGCUUGCUGAAAUUACACGGUGACGGGAUGCUGCUGAAGCAACUGGACAGUUUAUUGGAGAACGAGGCGUUGUUACAGCUUCAGCUGAAGACGCUCGCGCCGAUCUUCAAAGAUCCUCAACGGCGCGAGUGGUUCCUCGAGGUGAUCGACAAUUACUUUAAGUUAUGGGAGGUGAACAUGUGAAGCGAAAACACGAGACAUGUCCCGAAGGGAGAACAUUGGUACACCUGCGUUUUUAUAUUUGCAUAAUAUUACGUACGUGGUACGAUCUGUAGGACCACGGUAUACGCGUACGUAUCUAAUUUAGACAAACGACGACCGAUGACUUCGACGUGAAACGACGUAUUCGUCGUUGUUAUUAGAACGGUUAUUAAUGCUCGAGAGUCGUUAGUCACGGUCCGCUGGAAGUUCACUAUUGUUUCUCCGUUAAACGGACGCUAGGAUUUAAUAGAGAAACGCCCAACUGCUAUUACAUUCUUAUUAAAUAAGUAUUUAUUAUUAUAA